Molecule: messenger RNA, 1936 nt
Organism: Pongo pygmaeus (Bornean orangutan)
Lineage: Eukaryota; Metazoa; Chordata; Mammalia; Primates; Hominidae
Gene: TXNL1
Product: thioredoxin like 1
Exons: 9
Coding region: 862-1731 (289 amino acids)
Source: RefSeq, a predicted model, not a curated record
GUGGAAAACAGUAUGGCAGUUUCUCAAAUAGUUAAACAGAAUCGCCAUACGAUCCAGCAAUUCCACUCCUAGGUAUAUACUAAAAAGAACUGAAAAGCAGGGACUUGAAGAGAUCCUUGUACACCAAUGUUCACAGCAGCAUUGUCAACAACAGCUAAAAGGUGGCAACAAUCUGAGUGUCCAUCAACAAAUGAAUAAGGGACUUGAAGAGAUCCUUGUACACCAAUGUUCACAGCAGCAUUGUCAACAACAGCUAAAAGACCUGCCCCGAAUACAGUACAGGAGCAUCUUCAGAGUACUUCCAGUGGGUGCCCUGGACAGCAGCUAAGAACCCCAGAGUAAAACGAGUUCCGUGUCCACUGCUACAACUCAGAAACCUCCUCGAUAAAAGCCUCAGAUCUGGGAAACGCGGAUGAAUGCGCCAACUUUUGAGUCUCAGUCUGCGCCUGCGCACGUGUCCUCUACACGUCUGCCUCUGCGCCUGCGCCGCUCAAGGUAGCGCGAGGCUACUCAGUCGAGGGUGGGACUACGCUUCGCGUUUUGGGAUUGGGCGGUGAAGGCCAAACCGGACGGCGCGGAAAUGACGUCACGCUGGCGGCCCUGCCGCGCGGGGGCUGCUGGGUGCCGCACGCCUUCCCUUCCUUCUCCUCUCCCCUCCCCCAUCCCUCCCCGCCCCCUCGGCAGCUCCGCUCCCUGGCCGUGACUCGGCACUGAGAGUCCCGGGAGAAGACUCCGCGGUCGCCACCUCUUCUGUCCAGGCCUCGGCCUUCCUGAGCGUCUCUCCUUCCUCUCCCAGAUCGUCUUCUCCUUCAGUUUCGAAGCCAGUGGCGUCGCGGCCACCCUGCCGGGCUCUCUGUGAGGAUGGUGGGGGUGAAGCCCGUCGGGAGCGACCCGGAUUUCCAGCCAGAGCUGAGCGGCGCGGGCUCCAGACUCGCCGUGGUCAAGUUCACCAUGAGAGGGUGUGGGCCAUGUUUGAGGAUUGCCCCAGCAUUCAGUUCUAUGAGUAAUAAAUAUCCACAGGCUGUUUUCUUGGAAGUCGAUGUACAUCAGUGUCAGGGAACAGCUGCCACCAACAAUAUAUCAGCAACACCUACAUUUUUGUUUUUUCGAAACAAAGUGAGAAUUGAUCAAUAUCAAGGAGCAGAUGCUGUGGGAUUAGAAGAAAAAAUCAAGCAGCACUUAGAAAAUGACCCUGGAAGCAAUGAGGACACAGAUAUUCCAAAAGGCUAUAUGGAUUUAAUGCCUUUUAUUAACAAAGCUGGUUGUGAAUGUCUUAAUGAAAGUGAUGAGCAUGGAUUUGACAACUGUUUACGAAAAGACACGACCUUCUUGGAAUCUGACUGUGAUGAACAGCUGCUUAUUACUGUGGCAUUCAAUCAACCUGUUAAGCUUUAUUCCAUGAAAUUUCAAGGGCCAGAUAAUGGUCAGGGCCCUAAAUAUGUAAAAAUUUUUAUCAACCUACCCCGAUCUAUGGAUUUUGAAGAGGCAGAAAGAAGUGAACCAACUCAAGCUCUGGAACUGACAGAGGAUGAUAUUAAAGAAGAUGGCAUUGUUCCACUUCGUUAUGUUAAGUUUCAGAAUGUUAACAGUGUAACUAUAUUUGUUCAGUCGAAUCAAGGUGAAGAGGAAACAACAAGAAUUUCAUAUUUUACUUUUAUUGGUACUCCAGUCCAGGCAACAAAUAUGAAUGACUUCAAACGAGUAGUUGGCAAAAAAGGAGAAAGCCAUUAAGGUACAAAAGACACUGGACAACCAUACUGCAAUCAGAUCUACAGCUCCUGGAUGAUUGCUUGAUUCUCGCCAGAGACUGUCAAUGUUUCAUUCAUUGCCAUUAUCAAUAAAUCAUUGCUUUUGUUCAGAUGGUAUCACUAGUGUUGCCAUUGUAAUCUUGACACAUGCAAUUGUAAAUAAAAGUCACCACUUUUGCCAAGCUUAA